UGGCUGCUCUGUGAGAAGCCCUAACUGCUCAUCAUUAAUCUAACUACUGUUGUCGGAGCUUUUGUGCAGCAAGCACAUCCUGAAUGUGUAAUGUGGUGGUUUAACUUUUUACCUGACCUUACUCAGUGAUUGUCAAGAUGUCAUGACAUCGCUGAAGGGUGUGGUGACCGUGCACAGUGGCAAGUUCCUCUUUUAAUGAUUAAUAAUUCUGAUGACAAUGACAGUUGCAGAGAAAACACGCAGUUCGAAUUUGUUAUCCAAAUAUUACUCAGUGUUCUUUAUAGACAAAAAUACAUUGGCCGUUUUAUUGCUCUACUUUCAUGACAUAUUAUGUGACAUAAUGUCACGUUUUUUUAGGCGUUUUUAUACAUCUUGACAUAUUCAAAGAUCAGCAAUCUUUAAAUUGCACUGUUUACACAUUCACUGUUGUGCAUUUUACCUCGCGAGAAACCUACGUUGAGCUUGUAAAGUUAACUAUGUGGCUUGUUAUUAGUGAGGUCCCGGGGGUGAAAGAUGUUCACUGAUUGAGAUGCAGGUGAUACAAUGUCUCCAACCCGCUCUCUUUCACUGUGUUUGGGGAUGUUCUCUGCCCACAGGGCAUGGCGUAAAAAGGCACAGCUGGGUUUUCAAGUUGAAAAAGCCAACUCCUCUGCUCGCCUGGGUGUGUGUGUGUAAACACAAUUUAUUUUCAAGCGCUAGUCACGGUCAACAGCGCCAUAAAAUAUUAAAAUAUUCACCUGAGCUUGUUUAUUUCUCUAGUUUAAGCCAAUUAUCGUGUUUGAACUCAUAGAGAUUUGCCGCAUGAUAAAAUGAUCGAUCCAUUUCUGUGUUUUUUUUCCCCCCCUUGUGCAGAGUUUCCAAUGCCAAAGACUGAGUUGGUGCAGAAGUUUCAUGUUCUGUAUCUGGGUACGACAUCUGUGUCUCGACCUAUAGGCAUGGACGUUAUAAACGGGGCCAUCGACAGCCUCAUGUCCACCACAGGCAAAGAGGACUGGACUCCUGUUAUCCUCAGUAUUGCUGACACUACUGUGGCUGUGAUCAAAGAGAAGGAGGAGGACGAGGAGGCGCUGGUGGAGUGCCGCGUCCGUUUCUUGUCCUUCAUGGGCAUUGGACGAAACGUGCACACGUUUGCCUUCAUCAUGGACACUGGGAACCAGCACUUCCAGUGCCAUGCGUUUUGGUGCGACCCCAACGCGGGCUGUGUGUCUGAGGCUGUGCAGGCAGCAUGUGUGCUGCGGUAUCAGAAGUGUCUGGUGGCGCGGCCGCCCUCCCAGCGCGCCUGCUCUUCCACUUCGCCCUCCGCCGACUCCGUGACCCGGCGGGUGACCACCAGCGUGAAGCGCGGCGUCCAGUCUCUCAUAGACACUCUGAAACCCAAGAAACAGCCGUCAGAGCUCCCCUAGCACCGCCAGCGAGUCGCCAGAACUCUCCCAGCACCAGUGACCACAGCACCACCCAGCCAACGCCUGGAUGCCACUCACACAAUCGCCACAACCAGACCUAAUCGGUACCAGUCAUGGUAACCAAUGAUGUACAUACAUGUUAACAAACACCACCUCAGAUGACGGGAAGAAGAGCUGCCCUCGAAAAGUCCUGACCAUUAAUAAAAGAAAAAGAAAAAUACAGAGAGUUUGCUGAUGACGUUGGGCAUCGCUGGUUGAACUAAAACCUCUAAAUGCUAACGUGCCCAAGUGGGAACCAUCUGCUGACUGUACUGGCCCUUACUGUAUGUGGAUAUCUGGGGCUGGAUGGAUUACUUGAUCCAGCGUUCUACAGACAGGACACAGGAAUUAGCUAGAAGGAAAAAGACUGGUUUGUGUGACCACUAAUUGGUUGACUUUGUUUUCUUUCCUCUGUCCCCUUGUGUAAAACAUAUUCAUACAAACACAGUGCGUGCGUCCUGGACGCGGCAGCAGAGAUGCUAAGCCACAGGAGUUAAAAAAGGUGACGUCCUGCUGUGAAGGGAAUCUGACAGGUGAAGAAGAUGAGACGGACGGCACCCGUCGGCUCUGGCUGCCAAAAAAAAAUGGCGUAAAAAUAUUUCGAUCCUAUGUGAAAAAAAAAAUACACUCGAUAUCUCCUCUGAGGAUAAAUGAAGAGAUUGAGAUCAUGUGGAUGUAAAUGAUUGUAUGUAGAACGAGUCGAGAGAGUUCAGGGCACAGAUCUUGUAGAUAUGGAGGAGUGGAGUGUGCUGUUGGUGACCGAAAAUGUGAUAGAUGUGGGUUUUGAGUUUUGCAUGUUUUCACAAAGGGAUGUGUUUUAGGUUUCUUUUAUGUUAAUGACUUAAUAAUGGUCACAUGACGACACAAUAAACAGCACAAGUGAUAACUAGUUUCACACUGGCAGAGAGGAAACGUGGAUAAACAGGCCUAUUUUAACCCAUAACUGCGUAAAAGGUAACUUACAGAAAUACGAUUGUGACUCGUUUUUUUUUUCUUCACUCUUCAUUCCUUAUUUAAAAGCUUGGAAAUGUUUUUUUUUAUGUAAUUUGAAGCAUUAAAUUAGUAACGAUUGUUGGUUUUUGCAUACCUAAAGAAAAAAAAAGGGAGUUUAAACGCUCAAGAAUGUCACACGUCUCAUGUUCAAACGUAACAAUUUCCUCAGGAAUCUUUAUGCAUAAACACGAGAUAUAUAUAUAUAUAUGUAUGUAUAUAUAUAUAUAUGUAUAUGUACAUAUAUGUAUAUAUAUACAUAUAUAUAUGUAUGUAUAUAUACAUAGUAGUAAGAAACUAAAGAUCCAGGUAUUGUCUUUGGCAGCCGCGACCAGCUCGUGGUAUGAAAAGGUGUUAGUCCUGCCUGCGAAGCACAGGCAAGACAAAAUAACGUGCCAUACAGUAAAGGGUUAACUGUCACCUCCUCGGUAAACCAGUCGUUCAAAGACAAAUAGGCGCCCACAAAUGUGCACAUACAGCAGGUGGAGAAAAGAACUGUCUGCUGUCACUGCUUUGAAAGACUUUACACCGCUCCUUUGGCUCGGAGCCACCACUUGCACUUGACGUGAACUCUGUGAAUGCAGUCGAAUCUAAAGGAAACUCACACACACAGCAACAAAUCAUUUGCGUUCUGUUCUUCACUCAUCUCCACACCAUGUAAAUGUAAUCUGUUGUGACAAUAAAUGCAUAACCAAAAGGAAAAAAA
Solea senegalensis (Senegalese sole) is the source of this 3138-nucleotide messenger RNA. Its product is annotated as amyloid-beta A4 precursor protein-binding family B member 2-like. The coding region runs from base 810 to 1403 and encodes 197 amino acids. NCBI's taxonomy places the organism in Eukaryota, Metazoa, Chordata, Actinopteri, Pleuronectiformes, Soleidae. Gene Ontology annotation, molecular function: amyloid-beta binding; transcription factor binding. The transcript has 4 exons. Gene Ontology annotation, biological process: regulation of DNA-templated transcription. Gene Ontology annotation, cellular component: cytoplasm; nucleus. The record is from RefSeq and is a predicted model, not a curated record.